UGACCAGAGAAGUCAAUGCGUCAAUGUAAAUAGUUUUCAACCAAACUCUAUGUUAAAUAGACAGAGUUUUGACACUUUUCUCAAAAGAAGAAGAACUGUCGGUACUUCAAAAAUGUCAGAAACCUAAUUUUUCUGUAGCAAGAUAAAUAAUGUAAAAAAAUAUUAAAAAUUUCAAGUACGAAUAAUGGUUCUGUGUGUAUUGCGAGUGUUAAGUCGAGGGAUCAGGCUAGUCAGCAAUGUGAAGGCGGAGCGAUUGAAGGGUGGCUGCCACCCGGGCGGGCCCCGGUACAGCACGUGCCCCGCCGGGAUGAAGGUCACCAUUUGCGGAGCUGCUGGUUGUACUGGCCAGCCGCUCGCCCUGCUGCUGAAGCAGUGCCCGCUGCUGGACGAGGUGGCGCUGUACGACCAGGUGGCCACCUGCGGCUGCGGCAUGGAGCUGAGCCACGUCGACACCAAGUGCAAGGUGUCCUCCUACUCCGGCCGGCACAUGCUGUGCGACGCGUUGAAGGACUCCAAGAUCGUGGUGAUCGUCGUGAGGAAUGAAUGCGACUCGUUCGAGUCCAACGCCCCCGCAGUCUCAGACAUCGCUAUUCAAAUCUGCAACGCUUGCCCAAAAGCAUUCACGAUAGUGGCGACGGAGCCGAUAGAGAGCAUGGUGCCGAUCGUGGCGGAGAUCCAGCGCCUGCGCGGCUGCUACGACGCGCGCAAGCUGCUCGGCUGCGUGGAGCUCAACUGCGUGAGGGCCAACACGGUGAUGGCGGACUUUCUACGAGUGCCUCCUGAGACGGUGCGUGUGCCGGUGAUCGGAGGCGCCACGCCGCAGACCAUGGUGCCGAUCCUCUCCUCCGCCGUGCACCCUUGCCUGCUCACUGAAGAACAGGUGGAAUGCCUGACGACGUGCAUAAUGAGCGGCGGCGAGGCGGUGUGCGCGGCGAAGGGCUGCCUGAAGGAGUCGGCGUGCCUGGCGGGCGCGUACGCGGUGGCGCGCACGGCCGUCAACGUGGCGCGCGGGCUGCAGGGACAGGCCGGCGUCGUGCAGUGCGCGUACGUCGACAGCCUCAACACCUGCGCGCCCUGCUGCCAGUUCUUUGCUAGUCAAGUGUUGUUGGGGUCGUCCGGCGUGACGAAGAACUUUGGUGUCCCGGAGUUGUCCAAGUUCGAGCAUUGUCUUCUGUUGAACUGCCUGCCGUACAUCCGGAAUGAAAUAGCACGAGCCAUCUGGCUGGUGUACUCGAUCUGCAACUCGUGCUGCUCGCCGGAGUGCUCCGUGCACCCGUGCUUCUGCCCGCGGCCGCCCUGCAUGCCCUGCGUGCCGCCCGUCAACUGGACCUGCGACUGCCCGGACGCCUGUCGCGAUGAUUAUCUAGCUUCGAUUUGCCGCAACAUGACUUGCACCGACGGCCCCUACGACCUGUGCUGGCGCCCUCGCCCCCAGGACUACGACCAGGCGCGCGCGCUCAGCUUCAAGCACCUCGCGCCUGCCAAGAGCUGCGCCUGCAGCACCUGCAAGGUCCCGAGGAGCGUGCGCUACGUGCAGGAUUACCUGCAGAAGCAUCGGGACCCUUGCUGUGGCAGGAACGUGUAGACUCAAUAACGAAACGGCCUAACGCUCAAGCAAAUCGUUAGAGUUGGGUCAGUUUCGUUCUAAAGGUGCCUCAUACUGGUAUAGCCUUUGCAUGAAACAUACAACUUGUACAGAGGCGUAGAAAGAUAUAAAAUAUGCGAUGUGACUUCAACUGGUUGCCCUUGAACGUGCGUGCAACAAAAACGAGGUGUGUAGUUUGAGAAACAUGAGGGCUAGUCUGUUAGCGGCGCCGUUGAAAACUUUGACCCUAUUGUUAAAACAAUAAUUGUUAACUGAAUUCUAGACAAAUAUAAAAACGUGUUGAUGCCCAAUGACACCCUUUUGUCAUAUCUAUGGACAAUGAGUUUAGAUUGAAACUGUCGAGCACUGGUCCUUUAACCACACUAGUUCUAAACUAAUAAAAAAUGUUGUCAAACUGAAUAUAAACCAAAUUAAAUUACUUUUGUAUGGUCGUUUAAUGAAAGUAACUGUUUAGA
Messenger RNA from Leguminivora glycinivorella, 2061 nucleotides. Its product is annotated as malate dehydrogenase, mitochondrial-like. The coding region runs from base 185 to 1585 and encodes 466 amino acids. The record is from RefSeq and is a predicted model, not a curated record. The transcript is spliced from 9 exons. Gene Ontology annotation, biological process: tricarboxylic acid cycle. NCBI's taxonomy places the organism in Eukaryota, Metazoa, Arthropoda, Insecta, Lepidoptera, Tortricidae. Gene Ontology annotation, cellular component: cytoplasm; mitochondrion. Gene Ontology annotation, molecular function: L-malate dehydrogenase (NAD+) activity.